Zychaea mexicana is the source of this 949-nucleotide messenger RNA. RefSeq lists its product as uncharacterized. The transcript is spliced from 3 exons. The record is from RefSeq and is a predicted model, not a curated record. NCBI's taxonomy places the organism in Eukaryota, Fungi, Mucoromycota, Mucoromycetes, Mucorales, Lichtheimiaceae. Bases 227 to 757 code for a protein of 176 amino acids.
UUGAAUUUCGGUAUACAUUCCAGUUAAUGCACUAGAUGAUGGUGACUGGUAACGUGUAGCUAGUUGAUAAUGGUGUCGGUCCAUUAAUUAGCGACAGAUCCAUAAAAAUGACUCAAUCCGAUCCGUAUCGGAGCGGCGCCUGGAGCCGGUGUUGACGCCGGACAUACUACAUAAGGUUUAAUCACUCCUGCACAAGGAUCUCCUAACUUUGUUGGUUUAAUUCCGAAUGACUUCAAUAGCAAAGCGACAGCUACUUCCCUAUCUCAGACAGAGCAAGAUUGCUCCAACCGGAUGCAAUUUAGCGCGCUCGACAUACACUACUUCCUCAUUUCAACGAUCUUCUUCCAUCGGUUUUACGAAUUAUACUUACAACACGAAAAUCUUUGGUCAAAAUGCUCUCGCUUACCGGCCGUUAGAAACACCCCUUGCUUGUCGAACGAUCACACUUACCACACGACGAUUGUAUUCGAGUCCUUCCUCCGCUGCAGCAGAAAAACAACAGCAGCAACAACAAGAGAGCGGUGAUAAUACGACCGAUAGUACUAAUACUGCCAAUCCUCCUGCUAAGCAACAAUCGCGUUUGGGGCAGCUAUUCGAAAAGUCCAAAGCACUUGUUGUAUUCUACAAAAACGGAUUGAAGGAGUUAUGGGCCAACCAAAAGGCAGCCAAAGCAUUGAAGCAACAAGUGACAGAACAAGGUUAUCAACUGACUCGGUCCGAAUACCAACUUGUAAGCGAUCUUCGAUCCCUACAUUAAAGAUCAAUUAUAGGGAAAAGGAAGCCAAUGUAUAAUAACACGUACAAAUUUUGCCAUUAAGAUCCACAAAUCAAAGAAGGAUAUGAUCAAAUUGGCACCGUUCGGCUUGAUUUUCCUUGUUCUUCCUGAAUCGAUUCCUCUGUUUGUUAUAUUUGCACCUGGAAUCAUCCCUAGCACCUGCCUUACUGAGAG